CGCCCGAAGGCGCCAUGCUGUUGUCAAGAUAUAGGUUGUGUACCGAUACAAUCAGUUCUUUCCGAUAACUCGAUUAUCUCGAUCUAUCGAUAAUCGUGCGUAUGGGCACUGGGCAAUGAAGCCCAAGUCGGCACUGCGGAGACUCGUGUUCAUGAACCACGGCUUUCACCAUCAUUCAACCGACUUGCCGCGAUGCCUACGUGCGAUCACGUUCCGCGCUGAAGACCGAAAUUACGGGCUUCCUUCUCCAUGCUCAAUAAGAUAUUUGCCUCACUUCAUCCGGUAUAUUCGGGGGAGCCUGCGAAAACGGUGUUCUGAUUUUCCGUACAGGAAGUCCUUUAUAACGGGCACACGAUCAGUCGCCUGUAGCUGUCUGCUGACACCUUUCUUUCUCUGCCCAUCUUGCCUCGGCUCUCGUUGUGGAGCUAGAUCGUAUCAUCUAUGGAGGACGUGGAGAAGCAAGCGGACUGCUCGUCGUUUCGAGGGCCCAGCAUUGAGACGACUGCAUAUGAAAACCUCAAUCGACACAGUGCUUUGCAACCUCCUAACGCGCUUUUACUGCCCACAAACAUGGAAAAACGAGAGGGAGGAUGGGCUGGUUGGUUGGCUGUCUUCGGAGCAUUUCUGGCCCUUUUCUGCUCGUUCGGUCACAUGAAUGCUUUCGGAACAUAUCAGUCGUGGUAUUCGAAUCAUCAGCUUUCUAGUCAUUCGCAAUUCAGUAUUUCUUGGGUCGGAUCCCUUCAGCUAUGGACUUUCUUCUUCAUGGGAGGACCCAUAGGACGCCUCUUUGACGCCUACGGGCCGUCGCCCGUCAUGCUCUUCGGGACAUUGCUAUUGGUUUUCAGCACAUUGAUGACAAGCAUCUCCAGAAAGUAUUAUGAAUUCUUAUUGUUCCAAGGCUUCUUCUUUGGCCUUAGUGCUGCAUCACUCUUCUAUCCCUCUUUAGCAGCGGUAUCUACUCACUUUUAUAAGUACCGUGCAUCGGCUCUUGGUAUUGCAGCUGCUGGCUCUGGUGUUGGUGGUGUUAUUUAUCCCAUUGUGCUCCGCCAACUCUUCUUGCGCAUUGGUUAUGCAUGGGCGGUCAGAGCAUCGGCGUUACUUUCUGCGGCAUGUUGUGUUGUAGCCCUUGUUACCGUAAAGAAAGAGGGUUGUAAGAAAUGCUCUGGGUGGAUAGGUAUCAAGAUGUUCAAGGAUGCAUGCUUCAUGCUGCUCGCUACUGGAUCCUUCUUUAUCUGCCUCGGUAUAUAUACACCAUUCUUCUACAUCGUAAGCUACGCCGAGGAUCGAGCACUGGUUUCUCAGAAUACUGCGUUUUACGUUCUGUCAGUAAUGAAUGCUGGAGGCGUAUUUGGCCGCAUUAUUCCCGCGAUCCUCUCCGACAAGAUGGGGCGAUUCAACCUCCUUAUACCCACCUCCUUCUCGGCAGGCCUCUCGUGCCUCAUCUUUUGGAUGCUUGCAAAGACGAUGAUCGCUGUGAUGGGUUUUGCGGCGGUAUAUGGUUUUCUAUCCGGUGCAUUCAUAUCCGUCGUUACUCCGUGCGUCGCACAGAUAUCAGAUAUAAAAGAAAUUGGGUCUCGAAUAGGUGCACUGUAUACACUUAUAUCCAUCCCCUCGCUUGUCGGUGGACCCAUCGCAGGAGCUCUUAUUCAAUCCCAGAAUGGUUCAUACAUGGGAAUGAUUGGGCUAUCGGGAUCAAGCAUCAUCAUCGGGUCAUUGUUUAUUCUAGCUUGCAGGCUCAAGAUAAACCGAAACAUCUGCGUAAGAGUGUAGCGAGUCGCAUGCAUGCAACCCUCGUAUCCUUAUUUUCUAAGUUUUGCGACUGGGAAAAUUGCGCUUUGGGUCUUGCAAUGCUAUGUAUGGUGUAAUUAUUUUGUAUUUUUAUCGUAUGCGGAAUGCACAAGGUCCAGGCCUAGAGUCCCAAUAUUCGGAGGAUAUUACGUACGUAUCUGUCUUGAGUGUGAACAUGCAAGACACGAGUUG
This is a messenger RNA of Suillus bovinus, 1980 nucleotides long. Its product is annotated as MFS general substrate transporter. NCBI's taxonomy places the organism in Eukaryota, Fungi, Basidiomycota, Agaricomycetes, Boletales, Suillaceae. Bases 442 to 1770 code for a protein of 442 amino acids. The transcript has 6 exons. Gene Ontology annotation, cellular component: fungal-type vacuole membrane. Gene Ontology annotation, molecular function: transmembrane transporter activity. Gene Ontology annotation, biological process: transmembrane transport. The record is from RefSeq and is a predicted model, not a curated record.